Molecule: messenger RNA, 1788 nt
Organism: Capsicum annuum
Lineage: Eukaryota; Viridiplantae; Streptophyta; Magnoliopsida; Solanales; Solanaceae
Product: B3 domain-containing protein Os01g0234100
Exons: 6
Coding region: 225-1457 (410 amino acids)
Molecular function (GO): DNA binding
Source: RefSeq, a predicted model, not a curated record
AAAAACUUAUGGAUAUAACUUAUAAUAUAUAUAUAUAUAUAUUUAACAAAAGAAUCCCAAAAAUUGGCUCCAAUUUAGUGCUCCUUCACUUGUCCUUAUAUAAAAAGGCCAUGUAACAUGACAUCUCUUCAUUUUCUUUUCAGUGUAAAACUAAAACUUCUGAAAAUUUCCACCGGACAGUCUACAGUACUUUUGCUUCUGUUACUUUUUCUUCUUCUUCUAAAAUGGCAAUCUCAGCUAUGUACUCCAAGAAAAACUCGCCUCUUUCUGCUUCAAAGAAAAAGGCACUGGAAAUCAAGAAAAGGGCUUUGGGUCCAAGAACCAACAAGGUGCAAAAUCGAGAUAAAAAGAAGGGUCAAAUAAGCAAUGGAAGGAAGGGACAGAAAUACGGCUCUGUAGAAGCAAACUCAUUAGCCAUGCUGCGAGCUAAAGAAUUUCAAGCAAAUUUACCUUCUGAGUUUCCUAGUUUUAUCAAAUAUAUGCUCAAUUCACAUGUCGCUAGGGGAUUUUGGUUGAGUUUUCCAAAAAAGUUUUGCGAUUCUCAUUUGCCUAAACAUGAUGACACUGUCGUUUUGGUGGACGAAAAAAAUGAAGAAUUUGGUACCAACUUCCUUGUUGAUAAGAAUGGAUUGAGUGGGGGUUGGAAAGGUUUCUCCAUUGCUCACAACCUUCUUGAAAAAGAUGUUCUGGUCUUCCAAUUGAUUGAGCCCUGCAAAUUUAAGGUAUACAUUGUGAGAGAAAAUUACUUGAGAGAAAUUGAUGCUGCUGCUGCCAUUUCUCCGCCGGAAUUUCAUGCUGGCAGACAAGAAGAAGCCAUGUUGUUGCCAAGCUCGGAACACGGCCUUGCAACAGAUCAAUGUGGGAACAACAGUGAUAACGGCUGUGAAGUUCUAGAAAGGAUUAGAUUAUCAAAAUCAAGAGUUGAAUUUAAGGACAUCAAGGACUUCUCUGGUUUCCACAUUGUUGUUGAUGGCCUGAUCAUCGACUCGCAGGUUCCUGCACACUUUCGAGCCAAAUACUAUGUUCUUUGCCGCACCCAAAACUCAUAUCUCCAUGACCAUUUACUUGGUGACCCCAAUGUCAAGCUAGUUGCUGGAAUGAUUACUGAAACAGUGAGCAUUGCUGAUGGCAUUAAAGCUUCCAGUAUUUCGACCCCUAGCUAUUAUUUUGAAAUUUGGGAUCGCUCGUUGAAAGCGUUCGAGUAUUUAGGUUUGCGAGUUGGAUUUUUACGCGAAAGGCUUAGUAAGCUCAUUAACUUGUCAUGUGAGUUGGAAAACAUUCUUGCACCGAAAAAACUUGAGCUAGCUGAAGCAAAAGAGGAAAUGUUGAAACUUGAAGAAAAGGUUUUGAAAGCGAAACAUGUGAUAAAGAAUCUGGACUCUGAAGUUAAGGCUUUAACAAAGAAAGAUUCAAAGUUCGAACUCGAUUUCAAGGCAGUAGCAACUACUCCAUGGUAAAGAAAUCUUUCUGAAGAAGUGGUCCUUUUCUUUUUGUUAAAACACAGGAAUAUUGUAUUAUACUAGUAUGCAUCAUCGCUUACCAGGUGACCAGAUGUGUUUCUGGCGCAGUUUAUGCAAUAGUUAAGCCUAUCCUAGAUACAAAAGGGCUUUGUCCUGAUUAGUAGUACUAGUGGCCUUUUGACGUUCAUAGCAGGAAUAUAACUCUUGUUAAAGAUGUGUCUCUGCUAUUUCUUAUUUCUUGAGAGGUUACAUGGUCCAUCUUAUCGUUCAUUAGUUGGAAGGAGAAACAUUUGCACUUUAAUGUCACGUGUGUACUCUUUGACUUCUA